AUGGGAAACAUUUUCGGAUCUUCGACGUUAAAAGAUGUCAACCUUGAAACAUUUCAUCUUGUUUGGCUUGAUCCAGCAGCUGAUGACACUGCCGAAGAUGAAGAAGGUCAACAACUACUUCGCACAUCAAUCAACUAUUUAAGAAAAUUCAAAGAUAUAGAAAAAUGUGAAAAUUAUAUUCAAACUGUAUCAAAAAGUGAUCGAAUUGUUUUUAUUGUCACUGGUCGACUUGGUCAAGAAAUGAUGCCACGUAUUCAUCAACUUCGACAAAUUUCAUCCAUCUAUAUUUACUGCAUGGAUAAGGACUAUCAUGAAGAAUGGUCAAAAGAUUUUACAAAAGUGAGAGGCGUAGUUGUAGAAUUAGAAGAUCUUGUGACAAAAAUUCGAUCAGAUCAAAUAACGCGAAUACGUAACAAAGUAGACGAACCCGUUUCUAUUAGUAUUUUUGAUCCCAAUAUCGAUAGCAGACAAUGGACAAUGGGAUCCAAUACACAAUUCAUUUAUUCACAAUCAUUGAUUGAUUUUUUCCUUCGUAUGAAACCAACAACCAAAGAUAAAACUGAUCUUAUUUCUCUAUGUGAGGAAGAAUAUUUCAAUAAUAAACCUGAAUUAGCCAUAGUUCAUGAAUUUCAACGAGACUAUCGACCAGAACGUGCACUAUGGUGGUAUACUCGAGAUUCUUUUCUUUCGCGAUUACUGAAUAAAGCUCUUCGAGUACAAAAUACGAAUUUACUUUUACUCUUUCGAUUUUUUAUUCAUGAUAUCGAUCGACAACUUCGAUAUUAUCAAUCUAAAUCUGUCAUGUAUGUGUAUCGAAGUCAAUUAAUGUCAAAUGAUGAAUUACAAUUAUUCAAAGAUUCAAUUGGUAAAUUCAUUGCUAUGGAUUCUUUUCUUUCUACUAUACUAAAUCGUGAGCAAGCUAUUGAUUUCGUCAAAACUCUCAUUCCAGUAAAUGAACUACAACAUACUUUAUUCGAAAUUGAGGCUGAUCCUCAAUAUGCUACUAGUAAACCAUUUGCUAAUAUAACAGCAUAUAGUUAUCAUGCUAAUGAAGAAAUUCUUUUUAUGAUCGGAUCUAUCUUUCGAUUGAUUGAUAUUCGUUGUGAUAACGAUCAAGUAUGGAUUAUUCGAAUGAAAUUAUGCAAUGAAGAUGAUCAAAACAUAAAAUCAACUUUUGAUUAUAUUAAAAAGGAUCAAAAUGAAGAAACAAAUCUAUUUUCAUUUAUUAAUAUUCUACGACGAUUGGGUAAAUCUGAUGAAGCAGAAAAAUAUUGUCUUCGUUUAUCUGUUGAAUUACCUCGCAAUGAUUAUGAUCUUUCUGUAUGCUAUCAAAUACUUGGAAACCUUGCGAGUGAAAAUAAUGAUUUAGAAACAUGUUUAACAUGGUAUAAAAAAUCGCUUGAAUGUGCUACACGAAGUUUAAAAUCUCUCGAUCCUCGUUUGAUAACUAAUUAUACUACGAUUGCAGCUGUUUAUCGACAGAAAGGCGAUUAUAAACAAGCACUGGAAUUAUAUAAUAAAACAUUAACAAUUGCAAAAGAAGUAUUUGGUGAAGAACAUUUUUGUAUAGCCGAAUAUUAUAAAAAUAUUGGCAUAAUCUACCAGGCUAAUAAACAAUGGUUUGAUGCUCUGGAUUAUUAUUUGAAGGCAUUGGUAAUUCAACAUAAGCAAUCAUCAAUGGAACAUACUCAAAUUAGUCUAUUGCUCAAUAAUAUGGCUGAUUGUCAUGCUGACCUUGGUCUUUACGAUUUAGCUUUAACACAUUAUGAUCUAUCAUUAAAAACAUUAAAGACAUCAGAAUUACCACAAAAUCGAAAUGUAGCAUCGACACUUCAUAAAAUAGGAUGUGUUUAUGAAAAGAAAAAGGAUUUACAACAAACUCUAUCGUAUUAUCAACAAGCAAUCAAUAUCUAUCGUCAUACUCUCACAUCGACACAUCCUACUUUUAUCCAACUUGAACAAGAUGUUCAACGUAUUUCAUCCGAACUUGAGAAAAAAAAUUAA
Rotaria sordida is the source of this 2004-nucleotide messenger RNA. The record is from the annotation of a GenBank genome assembly. NCBI's taxonomy places the organism in Eukaryota, Metazoa, Rotifera, Eurotatoria, Philodinida, Philodinidae.